This is a messenger RNA of Euleptes europaea (tarantolino), 423 nucleotides long. RefSeq names its product N-alpha-acetyltransferase 38, NatC auxiliary subunit (gene NAA38). The record is from RefSeq and is a predicted model, not a curated record. Gene Ontology annotation, cellular component: NatC complex. The coding region runs from base 1 to 387 and encodes 128 amino acids. Gene Ontology annotation, molecular function: RNA binding. NCBI's taxonomy places the organism in Eukaryota, Metazoa, Chordata, Lepidosauria, Squamata, Sphaerodactylidae. The transcript is spliced from 3 exons.
AUGGCGGCCCCGGCCCUCCCAGAGCAGCUGCUGCCGCCGCAACAGCAGAGAGGGGAGGAGAACGGCUGCGAGGACAGCCUCAGCCCGGGGGAAUCAGGCGAGGAGAAGGGUGAGUCGUCGUACCAGCGCUCCCGGUGCAAGCUGGAGAACCUCCUCAACAAGAGCAUGCGCAUCCGCAUGACGGACGGGCGCACCCUCGUGGGCUGCUUCUUGUGCACCGACCGAGACUGCAACGUCAUCCUGGGCUCAGCCCAAGAAUACCUCAAGCCCACAGACUCCUUCUCCGCGGGAGAGCCCCGAGUCCUCGGACUGGCGAUGGUUCCCGGACAUCACAUUGUCUCCAUCGAAGUGGAGCAGGAGAGCUUGGCGUCCUUGCAGUACCUCUGAUGCACCAGCAGAGAGCAGCCGGUCUCAACACUUGGG